Molecule: messenger RNA, 975 nt
Organism: Hibiscus syriacus
Lineage: Eukaryota; Viridiplantae; Streptophyta; Magnoliopsida; Malvales; Malvaceae
Exons: 2
Coding region: 15-884 (289 amino acids)
Source: RefSeq, a predicted model, not a curated record
UUUGCUUCACUAGAAUGGAAGAAUUGGGUUCCAUGUGGAAUUAUCAAGUGGGUGUAGAUCAACUGAAAUUCAGGCUUCAAAUCACCACGAUGGAGCUAGAGUCCCUCAAAAUGGAAGCAGAUGAACAGAAAAGAAAACACAGUGAAGAAAUAAAUCAUCUGCUGGGUCUCAUAAAGCUUGCUUACAAAGAAAGAGACGAAGCAAGGGAACAAUUGAAGAUGUUGAUCAACAAGUUAAUGCCACACCCCCGUUCUGAAAAUCCAGUUGCAACAUCUGUAAAAGCAAAUUCAAGCAUCACUGAAUCCAACAGUUUAUCUGAUGCUUACAAUCACCAUCACUCACUCGGUUGUUCCUCCCCAGGGGAUUCUUUUUUCGACGCUGUUACUUCACCAGACUUUUCAACCUGGAAAAUCGCUGCUGAUUCUUGCAAGAUGAUGGGUUUUGGGAACCAACACAAUGUUCCGUUGGUGACCAACAUUGAUUCUGCAACAGCUAUUAUUGAUGAUAUAGCAAAGGGUAGAAGUUUGCCUCAAAAAAGGAAGCUUUUGCAGGCUGUAAUGGAAGCUGGACCUCUUCUUCAAACACUUAUUGUUGCUGGUCCUCUUCCUCGUUGGAGGAAUCCUCCCCCAUUUCAAGCUUUCAAAAUCCCCUCUGUUUCCCUUACAGGUGUUUGUGAUUCCAAAACUCAUGACGCCAAAUCGUUGGCCAAUCCAAAUAGAACCAUGGCUCAGAAACGGGUGAACCAGUGCUCGGCCUCGAUGAUGAACUUUGCAAGUUCGGGGCUUAGCAGUACACGGAUGUUGAACAAAGGUGCUGGUUUUGACUCUCCAAUCAACAUUAGUCAAACAACAAAAGGUUUCUAUGACUUAACAAAAAGAAGAUGAUUAGCGUCUUCUUGUUGUAAAGAUCAAGGAUUGUGGGUGUAAAUUGGAUACACUUGUUUUUGGGCUUGAAUUUGAUAGAUGAAUGAUAUUG